Messenger RNA from Cylas formicarius (sweet potato weevil), 2479 nucleotides. It is a transcript of the gene Hsc70-5, whose product is annotated as heat shock 70 kDa protein cognate 5. Lineage: Eukaryota; Metazoa; Arthropoda; Insecta; Coleoptera; Brentidae. Gene Ontology annotation, molecular function: misfolded protein binding; ATP-dependent protein folding chaperone; heat shock protein binding. Bases 132 to 2207 code for a protein of 691 amino acids. The transcript is spliced from 9 exons. The record is from RefSeq and is a predicted model, not a curated record. Gene Ontology annotation, cellular component: cytoplasm; mitochondrion. Gene Ontology annotation, biological process: cellular response to unfolded protein; protein refolding.
UGGCAACAGCGCCGCGACACGGCGAUUUCCUAAAGCGCGGGCCGUCAAUUCGCCGGCAGCCAUUUUCGAAGAGCGAAGCGCACGUGAAACGACUUUUAAAUUAUCUAUAAAUUUUUGGCAAAAACGGAAAAAUGUUGAGCGCGGCGCGAGUUUUCAGUAAAGCCGCGGUCCAAUGCACCAGGCAACCUGUUGGUUUCACAAGUAAAAAUGGUUUCGGCCAUCUACUGAACACGAAUAUAAGCCCCGGCUUGAUCGCCAAACCCAGAUACGACCAGAUGCGAUACAAGUCUGAAGGGGUUAGGGGGGCCGUGAUCGGCAUCGAUUUGGGGACUACCAAUUCUUGCGUCGCGGUUAUGGAAGGCAAACAGGCAAAAGUUAUUGAGAAUUCUGAGGGCUCCCGAACUACGCCUUCGGUGGUCGCGUUUACCAAAGAUGGGGAGCGUUUGGUCGGCAUGCCUGCCAAGAGACAAGCUGUCACAAACUCUGCAAACACAUUUUAUGCUACCAAGAGGCUGAUUGGUAGACGAUUUGAGGAUCCCGAAGUUAAAAAAGAUAUGAACAACGUUUCAUACAAAAUCGUGAGAGCCAGUAAUGGAGACGCGUGGGUCCAAGGUUCCGACGGUAAAAUGUACUCUCCCAGUCAAAUCGGCGCAUUUGUCUUAAUUAAAAUGAAGGAAACCGCGGAAGGUUACCUAAACACCAAAGUGAAAAACGCUGUCGUCACUGUGCCCGCGUACUUCAACGAUUCCCAAAGGCAGGCGACCAAAGACGCGGGCCAAAUAUCGGGCCUCAACGUCCUGAGGGUAAUCAACGAACCCACCGCGGCCGCAUUGGCUUACGGCAUGGAUAAAGCCGAAGACAAAGUCAUCGCCGUUUAUGACUUGGGCGGCGGUACCUUCGACAUAUCAAUCCUCGAGAUCCAAAAGGGCGUGUUCGAGGUGAAAUCUACCAACGGCGACACAUUCCUCGGCGGCGAGGACUUUGACAACCUCCUCGUGAACCAUUUGGUGUCGGAAUUUAGAAAGGAACAGGGCAUCGACGUCACCAAGGACGCGAUGGCGAUGCAACGGCUCAAGGAGGCGGCGGAAAAGGCCAAGAUCGAGCUGUCGUCCAGCCUGCAGACGGACAUCAACCUGCCCUACCUGACGAUGGACGCGUCCGGACCGAAACACAUGAACCUCAAGCUAACCAGGGCGAAGUUUGAGAGUUUGGUGGGGGACCUGAUCAAGAGGACGAUUUCGCCGUGCCAGAAGGCGUUAAAGGACGCGGAGGUGACCAAGUCCGACGUGGGUGAGAUUUUGCUUGUCGGCGGUAUGACGAGGAUGCCCAAGGUGCAAAGUACUGUGCAGGAGAUAUUCGGCAAGCUACCCAGCCGGGCGGUGAACCCAGACGAGGCGGUCGCCGUCGGGGCAGCCGUCCAGGGCGGCGUCCUCGCCGGCGACGUGACCGAUGUCCUCUUGCUGGACGUCACGCCCCUAUCUCUCGGCAUAGAAACGUUGGGCGGUGUGUUUACGCGCUUGAUUAACCGCAACACCACCAUUCCGACCAAAAAGUCGCAGGUGUUCUCGACGGCGGCCGACGGCCAGACCCAGGUGGAAAUCAAGGUGCAUCAGGGCGAGCGUGAAAUGGCAAGCGACAACAAGCUGCUCGGUCAGUUCUCGCUGGUGGGCAUCCCGCCCGCGCCGAGGGGCGUUCCCCAGAUCGAGGUUACCUUCGAUAUUGACGCCAACGGCAUCGUGCACGUGUCGGCCAGGGACAAGGGUACCGGGAAGGAGCAGCAAAUCGUCAUACAGUCGUCGGGCGGCCUUAGCAAGGACGAGAUCGAAAACAUGGUGAAGAACGCGGAGCAAUACGCGCAACAGGACAAGGUCAAGAAGGAGAGGGUAGAGGCGAUCAACCAGGCGGAAGGCGUGGCUCACGACACCGAAACCAAAAUGGAGGAAUACAAGGCCCAGUUGCCCGAGGAGGAGCGCAACAAACUGCAAGAAGAGCUGGCCAAACUGAGGGAGCUGCUGGCGCGCAAAGACGACGCCGAUCCCGAGGAGAUUCGCAAAGCGACCACGCAGCUGCAGCAAUCGUCGCUGAAGCUGUUUGAGAUGGUGUACAAAAAGAUGGCGUCCGAGAGGGACGGGGCUAGCAGUAGCGGCGAACAGCAACAGCAGCAGCAGACGGACGAGCCGAAGGAGAAGAAGGAGGAGAAAAAUUAAAAUUUAAAAAUAUUGUACGUUUCGUGGUGUGAGUGCGAUUCGGUGCAUCGCUAGGGGUGGGCGUGCCGCGCGCACAAUUCGACUGAUGCAAAAAGACAGGGUGGGGCGGACACGAGAGACGCACGAUUGUUUUAGUAGUGUACAGGAAGGUGGCGUCCCGGUCGGUUGCCGUUAGUUGUCGGGACGGCCAUCUUCGGUAUUUUUUUUAACCGAAAUCUCUGUGUUAUGAAUUUUGUUAAUAUCGAAAAUUAUUCGUAAUAUAUUUGUAGAAA